Molecule: messenger RNA, 2026 nt
Organism: Ruditapes philippinarum (Manila clam)
Lineage: Eukaryota; Metazoa; Mollusca; Bivalvia; Venerida; Veneridae
Product: neural cell adhesion molecule 2-like
Exons: 8
Coding region: 199-2010 (603 amino acids)
Source: RefSeq, a predicted model, not a curated record
AGUUUUAGUAAAUAGAAUAAGUACAAGUUUAAAAAAGGAAAUAUAUCGGUCGAAAUUACAUAAUGCGUUAGGAUUUUUGAUGUUUAUCGGUACUUGUUUUGAAAAGCGUAUUGAAAUUAAAAAACGUAUUGAAAUUAAACAUGCUAUAUUUACUUCCUUUUAACAUCUGAUGAAGUUGUUCUAUAAAGACUACAUAAAAUGUAUUUUAUAUUUAAUAAUAGUUUAUAUUUGUUAUUAGGGAUACUUUUCUACAAUAAUCAAGUUUUUGGAUGUAAUUCAACAUCUAUCAAGUACGCAAGAUCUAAGGAAGAUGUGUUAAUACAGUUCCAAGCAGUAACUAAUAACUCGGAAGAUUCUACAAUUCCGGUUGGAAACCAGAUACUGUCGAAUAAUAACAGUCCGUUAUUGUCUGCAAUGUAUAGAAAUGGUGAAAUAGAUUAUAUAUCCCCUUGUAACAACUGUACAUUUACCGGUAACGCUGCAACAGGAAACCUCUCUUUAAAACUUGAAUACUUACAACCAUCAAAUGCAGGAACAUACAAACUUACAGUUACUCAAGCCACCAGAGAAUUUAAGGAAUGUGUAGUUGUCUAUGUUCUAGGAAUACCUACGAAACCAAUCAUCAAGUUGGAUAAAGUACCAAUAGAAGGAAAACGUGCAAUAAUAACAUGUAGCAGUACGUCGACAACCAGACCCAAUGACCCUCACAUAAGUAUGACAUACAACUGGAGAGUGGACAACAACGAAGCAAAUGACCAACGAUAUACUUACUCUAACAAUAAAGAUACAUUGACGAUAUCAAACACUGACAGGAAAGAUUCCGACAAACAAUUUGCCUGUUCAGCAACGGAAAAUGUUACUUAUGCAUAUACAUCCAUCGACAGUGACCUUUUUAGCAUAGAUGUUUAUUAUGGUCCGUCUGUACGCCCCUUUAAAAUCGGGCCAAUAGUUGAAGGAUCAGCACUAUCAGUUGAAUGUAUUGUUGAUCCAGGAAAUCCACUUAUAAAUACUUAUACAUGGACAAGAGCAUUAAAUAAUUCAAAAGCGAACGAUUGGCAUCAUAUACCCGAUUCUUCAACUAUUAACAAUCAACUCGUCAAGCAUAAUAUUAGCAGAAAUGAUGUUGGACUGUACAACUGCACUGCAACAAAUGAUUUAAGACAAACAGUUGACGAUUAUCAUACAGGGUCUAGUUCUCAGACAUUUUUCUUGGAUGUUUUUUAUCCAACAUCAGUUUCUGCAUUUGAUGUGAAGGAACAUAAAGGGACGUCAAAUGUGAUUCUGGACGAAAACAAUAAAGGUCUGCAGUUUUUAUGUGAAGUUGAUAGCAAUCCAGUUUCGUCUGUAAAAAUUUUAUUUAAAGACGAUGUUAAGAAUGAAUCGUAUGAUGUUAAUCAUGUCACAUUCACAUUAAGUAGCGUAUCAUGCUUUGAUAGCGGUGACUACUCGUGUGAAGGAAGCAACAAGAUUGGACGGUCUUCAAGAAGGAACAUCCAGUUAUUUGUUAAUUGUAAACCUCGCCCACUUCAUCAGAUAAGUCAGGAUAUUUCAAGGUUACUUCACACACAAGCCAAAAUGAGUUUUACCGCUUUAGCCUACCCAUAUCCAGGCGCAAAAGGAUUCUUUUGGCAGAAGAGAAAUGAUGCUAAGUGGACACCUGUUUUAGCCAAUAGAGAUGUACUUAUAUUAUCAACAGCACAGCAGUCUUCUUUGACAAUCCUUAACAUAACAAAUACAGAUUAUGGUCAGUAUAAACUAACUGUAAAUAACAGUUUAGGGACUUACAUUCAACACUACAACUUAAUAGAAAAGAUAUCGGACAAAGAGGUACCUGGCCAUGCCACAGAGUGUGACAAAUAUGAUUCUAACAAAAACACGAUCAUUAUAAUUGGAAUAUCUCUUGGAGUAGUUAUCGCAAUACUUGUUGGGGUACUAGUUAUCGUUUUGUGUAGAACGAAAUCAACUAAAAAUGGCGCACAGUUAGGCGAUCAAAAUACGAAGUAUGUGUAAGAUAUUUUAAACAUUA